GUGUGUUUUCUUCUCCUUUUCUGACAAGACCAGAAGACAAUUGAUCUUUUUCUUCUCCAGGGAAUCCUUUUGACCCUCAGUUUACACUCACUAACGCUGUUUCAAACAUCAUCUGCUCCCUCACCCUCGGCAAUCGGUUUGACUACCACGAUGAGGACUUCCGAAAACUGCUAAAGCUGAUGCAUGAGACAGUUUUCCUUCAGGGAGCCAUCACAACCCAGCUGUACAACUCUUUCCCAUCUAUAAUGAAGUUCCUCCCUGGAGCACAUCAAACCAUUUUCAAAAACUGGAAGUGGUUGAAAAGCUACAUGCAAGAGCAGAUCAACAAACACAAGGAGGACUGGAACCCCUCAGAGAGCCGGGACUACAUCGACAGCUACUUGCAGGAGAUAGCCAAGGACAAGGGCAGUGACACCUUCCGGGAGGAACAUCUCAUCGCCUGCACCCUCGACCUCAUGUUCGCUGGAACAGAGACCACCUCUUCAACCCUCCGCUGGGCUCUGCUGUUCAUGGCCUUACAUCCUGAAAUUCAAGCCCAUGUGCAAGCCGAGAUCGAUGCCGUCAUUGGACAGGCACGGCAGCCAGUGCUGGAGGACAGGAACAACAUGCCCUACACCAACGCCGUCAUCCAUGAGGUGCAGAGGAAAGCCAACAUUGUCCCUUUGAGCAUGCCAAGAAUGGCAGCAAAGGACACAACUCUGGAUGGCUUCUUCAUCCCAAAGGGCACUGUUUUAACAAUAAAUAUAUCCUCUGUGAUGUUUGACAAGAAUGAGUGGGAAACCCCUGACACUUUUAACCCGCAGCAUUUCCUGAAGGACGGGAAGUUCUGGAAAAGGGAAUCAUUUCUGGCAUUUUCUGUGGGUAAGUUUUGCAAAAUUGUGCCGAGGCACUGCCCUUGGGUUUCCAACUGCAUGAUGGACCAUGGUCCUAAGGGAAGGCAGAAUCACUUCCGUCAGUAAAAGCUCAGUCUGAGGAUGCCGUGGGUUGUUGUCUCCACAGGGAAGCGUGCCUGCCUGGGCGAGGUGCUCGCCCGCUCCGAGCUCUUCCUCUUCUUCACGUCUCUGCUCCAGAAAUUCACCUUCCAGGCACCCCCGGACACCACGCUCAGCCUCCAGCCCAUGAUGGGCAUCGCGAUGGCCCCACAGCCCUACAAGAUCUGCGCUGUGCCUCGGUAGGGAAGCCUUGGCUACCAUCCUCACAGGGAAAACCCUUUGUCAGGAACACUGAAAACAAGCUUUUGGCAGCUCCCCUGGGCU
Molecule: messenger RNA, 1256 nt
Organism: Empidonax traillii (willow flycatcher)
Lineage: Eukaryota; Metazoa; Chordata; Aves; Passeriformes; Tyrannidae
Product: cytochrome P450 2J2-like
Exons: 6
Coding region: 180-959 (259 amino acids)
Biological process (GO): xenobiotic metabolic process
Cellular component (GO): cytoplasm; intracellular membrane-bounded organelle
Molecular function (GO): iron ion binding; oxidoreductase activity, acting on paired donors, with incorporation or reduction of molecular oxygen, reduced flavin or flavoprotein as one donor, and incorporation of one atom of oxygen; heme binding
Source: RefSeq, a predicted model, not a curated record